CGAUGGGAUGUGCAUGGUAGGUAUUGCCCAGGAGACAGCAGUAAGUCGCGAUGAUUUGGUGCCGCUUUGCUAUUAUUGCGUUGGCUGCGCAGCUGGUCGAAUCAGUAUAUGGAUACGGCACUACCGUCGAGGUUUUCGUCAGUUAUUGUCCUGCGAUCUACACCGGCUCGAUUUUCGGUGGCGGCAAUGCGUCCUCGACAUAUGCCAGCACAAGCGUAACCACUGGCGCGCCUUCAAGUCCCAGUUCUGGAUCCUACUUCCUUGCCGUGAAUAAUGGGGUGGAUGAACCAGAUGAAUAUGUUGCGGAUGAUGGGACGCUGACUGCCAAUGCAAGUCUGGCUGUCGCAUUCACCAUCGACUCUUCGGGUCAAUUGAUGGGAGGUGGAGGGUAUAUCUCGACAUCGGGAUCUGCGACCACGCAGAAGUUCGCCGUCAACGCGACAUUGGGAAGCAUCUCAACCCUCUUUUCGAUUGUCAACGAUAACGCACAUGGACGCAGAGAUGCCUCUUCUUCUGGCGGAACCUUGCAAUGGCAGAAUGAGACAUUCGGUGGUGGACAAGCUAUAUUUUGCAUGUACGGGUCUAUUGUUCAAGUCUCCUUCAACGGACAGGCACCGGCGGGCUGCGAGGAGGUCACGCUCGACGCAGUACCUGUUGGUGAUAUCAUAUCGUCCUCGGGGACCUCUGUGUCCAUGGGUUCAACCAGUAUGCCCACAUCUGGCUACACGUCUGCGCCCAACGGGCUGACAACAACGCCAAACGCACUUUCUUCCGGAAUGAGUCCCACGACCACGCCCUCAACCGGUAUCUCAGGGACGGCAACCUCUCUACCUAUGGGAAGCACUCCAAUGUAUGGAUCUUCAACUUCUGCAUCCACUUCUUCCACCGUGUCAGCGUAUCCGACGUCAACUGGUCCGCCAAGCUGUGACGACCGUUCAUCGUACGAUGGCACUGUCGACGAUGGUUACUUGAUCCUAUGUGACACUGAUUUGCCAGGAUAUGACCUUCUCAGCGUGCCAGCUUCCGACCUUGCCGACUGCAUUGGAACAUGUAAUUCCUAUGUGACAUCUUCAGAUGCGAUAUGCCUUGCUGUCACCUAUAACAGUGUAUGUUUUUUUCAUAAAGUGUUUGCGUUAUGCUGACAGGCUUUACAGAGUACCGCCACAGAUCCGUGCACACUCAAAUCCAAUAUCAACACAGUGAACAGAGGCGCUGAUGCAUACGUCCAAGCUGCGAUCGUUGUC
Exophiala viscosa is the source of this 1244-nucleotide messenger RNA. RefSeq lists its product as uncharacterized. The transcript has 2 exons. Lineage: Eukaryota; Fungi; Ascomycota; Eurotiomycetes; Chaetothyriales; Herpotrichiellaceae. The record is from RefSeq and is a predicted model, not a curated record. The coding region runs from base 51 to 1142 and encodes 363 amino acids.